GAAACACACGGGAUCAUUAGCUUUCCUGUUAGAAAGUAGUUCCAAGAAGGUUCUGGUUUCUAGGAUUAUAUAUGUGAUCGUUUGGAGUAAACAUGUUAUCUGAUCAGCUCCAGAUAGAGAUCAGCAACGAGCAGUUAACUCCUGCCGAAGAAAAAUGCACUGAGGUUAAAGAAAUGAUCGUCAAGUCCGAAAAGGAGGUGAAUGGUCAAUGCAGACUGAUGGUGGAUUUUAGCCCGACUCCUUCGAUCAUCUUCGACCAAAAAGAACUGCCACAAUAUUAUGUGUUUAAAGAGGAAAAGGAUCCCACUGAGCUCAGCCUCCAGGAGGAGAAAUCCACCAUAGUUAAAGAGGAACCAGAACCUCUGGAGAUAAAACAAGAGCAAGAAGAACUAGAACAUCUACAGAUCAAGGAGGAAGAGGAGCAACUCUGCAUCAGUCAAGAUGAAGAGAAGUUUGUGUUGAAAGAAGAGACUGAUAGCACUUUGGUCAUUUCUAAUGUGAAAAGUUAUUAUUAUGAAACAGAACCAAACAGGAGCCAGCUCAUCUGUCAGCAAUCCCCUGAUGUUGAGAACCAGGAUCAGGAACAUGGCAACUCUGAAGACCAAGAAAAAAUCAGACAUGAAGAGAAGAAAAAAGAGAAGAGAUGCCAGAAAACCAGACAGCAGAAAGGCACUGGUGACAGUUUGGAGGAAAAAACACACAACAAAGCUAACCCAGACAAAAAGAAAUAUUUUUAUGAAAUGUUUGAUGAGAUAUUUUCCAAAAGCAAUCACCUGAAUACCCACAUGAGAACUCACUCAUAUGAGGGACCUUUUCCAUGUACAACCUGUGGUAAGAAUUACAGUGAAAGAAUUAGUUUAAUCGAUCAUAUGAAAGUGCACACAUGUAAGAAACCUUUCAAAUGUGACAAAUGUGAAAAACGCUUCAUUAGUAAAAGCAAUUUAUCACGUCAUAUAAGAACUCACACAGGCGAGAGGCCUCUUUUUUCUUGUACAAUGUGUGGAAAGGCAUACACUGAAAGAAGUGGCUUGGCUUAUCACAUCAAAAUGCACACAGUUGGAAAACCUUUCAAAUGUGAUUAUUGUAACAAGAAUUUUAGUCGUAAAAGCAAUUUAGCACGUCAUAUAAGAACUCACACAGGCGAGAGACCUUUUUCAUGUACAAUGUGUGAAAAAGCAUACACUGAGAGAAGUGGUUUAACUUAUCACAUGAUAACUCACAAAGGUGAGAAGCCUUUCACGUGUGCUACUUGUGAAAAAAGGUUCAGUCAUAAAAGACUUUUAGAAGUUCACAUGAGAACUCACACAGGUGAGAAGCCUUAGGUUGCAUUACCUGUAGAAAAGGUUUCUGUUGUAAAAGCCUAUUUAUUGAUCGUAUGAGAAGUCACACAUGAGAAAAGCAUUUUUCAUGUAUGUCCUGUGAUAGAAGUUUUAUAAAAAGAUUUG
Cyprinodon variegatus (sheepshead minnow) is the source of this 1445-nucleotide messenger RNA. Its product is annotated as zinc finger protein OZF-like. The transcript is spliced from 2 exons. Lineage: Eukaryota; Metazoa; Chordata; Actinopteri; Cyprinodontiformes; Cyprinodontidae. Gene Ontology annotation, biological process: regulation of DNA-templated transcription. Gene Ontology annotation, molecular function: DNA-binding transcription factor activity, RNA polymerase II-specific; RNA polymerase II cis-regulatory region sequence-specific DNA binding. The record is from RefSeq and is a predicted model, not a curated record. Bases 93 to 1322 code for a protein of 409 amino acids.